Messenger RNA from Fusarium odoratissimum NRRL 54006, 2733 nucleotides. RefSeq lists its product as uncharacterized. The coding region runs from base 274 to 1752 and encodes 492 amino acids. The record is from RefSeq and is a predicted model, not a curated record. NCBI's taxonomy places the organism in Eukaryota, Fungi, Ascomycota, Sordariomycetes, Hypocreales, Nectriaceae. The transcript is spliced from 7 exons.
GAUUCUUCUGCUUCUACGUUUUCUUCUCUCUUAGCAUGUCGUACAUUCACCUCUCGAUCGAGUUCCCCAAAAAGCCCACCGCCAAGCUUUGACUAGCGACCUGCAAGGACCAAGACGGGCAGCGAAUCCGGUGGAGGUGGCUUUUUUAGGACAUGUGAGAGAUCUAUUUCAAUCAACUAAAAAACACCCGCCCUCCGGAUACCUACAGGAGAGAUACUUCUAUAUCUGUCGCACACGCAGCAUCUGAGUUCGGGUUCUUGCAUCGCGGUCGCAAUGGAAGACUAUUUGUUUCGACAUUACGUUGAUCAGUGUCGCGUUGUCAAAGAAGAGACCAGCUACAUCCAGGUCUUCAAUUACUCGGAUCCGUUCUACGAUGUCUGUGAGGAGCAUCCCUUGCCCGAUGAUGAAUUUGACAACUUUCUUCAUCAAAGGGGUGCCUUUGCGCCGCCAGAUCAUCUGAGGUCUGGCACCAAGCUUCUCAGUGGUGUACGAAUAAUAGUUCAAAAGAACGCCAAGCAUCCCGAUACGUUUCUCCCAAAGGUUAUCUCACUUCCGCCGGAUAGAUACAGUUCCAUGGUUCGUACCUUGAACUUGCCACAUCGAGGAAUCGAAACGACUUCAGUAGUUGGUCCUUUUUUCUGGUCUGCUCACGACCAGGAUGAAGACGAGCCCCAUUUGCAAAUUGUCCACCGUAAAUCAGAUGUUCUCAAGAAAGGGAGAACACGAGGCUGGGAGAUGCUUCUCUCACAUUCCCUCAAGACCGGGGUCACCACCGGCUUCAUCAAAGGCACUCCCAGCUCAGAAGUUGAAAAGUCCUUGACUCAUCUCAAAGCAUGUGCUAACCAAGUUGGACAUCCCAUGUUACUCCCCAUCAUCAUCCUCACGUAUGAUCUAUCUCCCGAAAAUGACGAGAAACAACGAAAGGCUCGGCACUGGCUUCGCCGUCUCGAAAAUGCCGUGAGUUUGCGCAAUGAAGUUGAGGAGCAGGAACAGUACUUUCAAAACGGAUUUAUCGAUAUCGAUGGUCUAAGUCGUGAUCUGGUUGAGUGCCACGGCAAUGUCAUGUGGAAACGACCUCAAGCAUAUGAAGCACUAGUCAAAGAGAUGGAAAAGGCCAUGGAAACCUUUCGUUUCGCUUGGAUGACACUGGCUCCUGCGGCCGAGGAGCAAAUUGAAGCUGAAAGAAAGCACCGCAAGGAAAUUCAAAAAUUGCAUCGAAGUAUGGCAUCUCGUUUGGACUUUUACAAAGUCAAGCUCAAAGGCUUGGAGAAUUACAUUCAUACAACUCUCGAGAGACUCAAGGUUCAGCGGGAAGCGCUCUAUAAUAUCAUGUCACAGCGUGAAGCGAGACUGAACCUUGAAAUUGCAGGAGAGCAGAGGCGAAUAGCCCAUGCUAGUAAGCGAGACAGUACGGCUAUGAAGACAUUGUCGCUCAUGGGUGCCCUAUUUUUACCCGGGACAUAUCUCGCAUCCGUAUUCAGCAUGACAUUCUUUGACUUUGGAAAAGAUGCCGACCCUGUCAUUUCUGUUGAGCUUUGGGUGUACUUUGCCAUAACGGUUCCCGUAACGGCGCUGAUAGUCGGAGCCUGGACGUUUAUCGACAAACGUCGCCAAGAGCAGCACAAAAAGGACGACGCAGACCUGGAGAAGAAUAUCGACAAGAUGGAAAAGGAGAUCAUGUUUGCCCUUAGGAAGCGGACAAUGAGUAAAGCCAAUACCUGGAACACUGUCAGCCCACCCCCGAAGCCAUGAGGAAGAGGAAGCCAUUGCUUGAAAUUUUGAUGCCAUUAUGGAAAUUCUUGGCCACAACGAGAUUUACGACUCAUGAACACAAUGACGCCAUUUGCGACGAUAUGGACGACUUCACUUCAUAGAUAAAACCAAGUUUGACGAACGCGAUGCAUUAUAUAUAUAUAUAUGUAUUUGCGUAUAUAAAUACGAUACGUUAAAAUAUGAGCGUCUUAUGACAGGAUCAAUAGCUGCCUCCAUGAUAUCCAGGUAGCAUCCAGUCCGUUUCCUCAUGUCCGACUUACAAUAAGAAACGACUCACGCAUGAACACGUCAAUAAAACCCUAAUUAGUCCUUCAACUCCACGACGGUUUAUCCAUACCGACUUUAGUAGGGAAGAUAAGACAGUACAAAAGCAUAAUAAAAAUCAAAGAGUUCUUGCUUUUCCCCAAAAGACCUUGCGCCGCCAAUGUAUAGAAAUGAUGUUGCUAGAUACGAAUCUGGCCUUCGCUAGAACCACCAAACCAUCUACGGAAAUCAGGUCCCGAGCUUGAUGAUCCAGCACCUGCAGUAUCAUCGUCGCCACCCAUCCACUUUGGCUUCUUGAUAUCGUUAAACCAUUUAGGGGCUUCGAUACCAUCCAUGGUGUUUUUCAUACGGUGACCGAUGAUGGUAAAGAGGUUAUCGUCUUCCGGCGGCUCGUCGUUCCAGUUUGCACCAUAGCGAUGUUCUGGGCCACGGCGGGCAUUCGCAGCUGGACCUCGAGCUGGAGACCGAGCAGGAGAAGAAGCGGCGCCAUGGGCGGAUGGUAUAGACAAAAUUGGAGCAGAUCUACCACCAACUGUUCCAGCAGCCCCUAUUCUAGCAAGUGCAUCUUCUCUGCGAUGAAAGAGGGUGUUUCCACCUAGUUCACGAGAGAUGAGAUCUCGGCCUUCCCGCCAGGAUCCGGUACCAUAAGUGGUGCCAUUCUCUUCUUCGUCGUCCAUUACAUCCAUACCAACAAAG